Molecule: messenger RNA, 2385 nt
Organism: Gamsiella multidivaricata
Lineage: Eukaryota; Fungi; Mortierellomycota; Mortierellomycetes; Mortierellales; Mortierellaceae
Exons: 2
Coding region: 1-2385 (794 amino acids)
Cellular component (GO): fungal-type vacuole membrane
Source: RefSeq, a predicted model, not a curated record
AUGUUCUCUACAUCAAACGAGAAACUCACAGAAAAGAAACACCGUCUCGAUGACAGCAAGACCUCCAGCAAUGAGGAUCUGCCCUACUCUUCUGAGGAGACCGAGUACAUGGACGAGAAGGAUGACUUUGAUGUGUAUGACGAGGAGUACGGCCAUACCGCUGAGAAGCGCAUACGGUUCUACCAGUCCAAACGGUUCUGGAUCAGCUGCAUUGUCAUCCUUGUCGUCAUCCUUGUAAUCUUCAUCCCUCUGCUCCUCUUUGUCAUCCUGCCCAAGCUGGUACAGACCAUCGUCAAUCACUCGACUAUGUCAAUGACCCAGCUGAAUAUGACCGACGCCACGGAGACCGGCAUGAAGGUCUCACUCUCCGGAGGGAUCGCUAAUGCCGGCAUCUUUCCAGCAACUAUUAACUUUCCUGAGCCAAUUAUCGUCUCAUGGAAGGGCAAGCAGCUCGGAAGCAUGAGCAUGGCCAGCGUGAAGGCCUCUGGCGGUAAGGCUGCUAUUGUUGACGCGACAGCAUUCACCAUUAUCGAUAAGGAUGCCUUUGCCAGGUUUGCCAAGGAAAUGCUGACAAUCGACAGCUUCACCUGGACCUUGACCUCUACUGUUCAGGUCCAGGCCAUUGGCCGCACCAUCAAGGAUGUCAAUCUUAUCAAGGACCUCAAUAUGCUUGGCAUGGGCGGUUUCGGCAAAGUCACCAUCGACAGCUUCACUAUGCCCGGUGAUGCUCCCAACAACGCUGGUGCGUAUGUCCGUUUAGUGACAUCUAUGAACAACCCCUCGCCUGUUGGUAUGGUCCUCGGCACCAUGGUCCUCGACAUGUUUUACCAGAACACAUAUCUCGGCCAGGUCACUGCCAAGAAUGCUACACUCAUCGGUAACUCGCCCUCGCCCCUGACACUUGAGGGCCUUCUCUUCCACCAGACCAACCAGACUGAUCUCGACAAUGUCUCGACUUUGAUGUCCAACUUUUUGGCCGAAAAGGUCGCCAUGACCACUGCUAAGGGUGUCUCUGUCAAGCCUGAUGGUGUCAACGACGUCUCCUGGUUAAGCAAUGGACUCCUGUCCCUCACUCUCAACGUGCCCCUCCAGUCGCCCACUCCGUUGAAUGUCAUUCACGACAUCAGCAUCAUGGAUAUGGGAAUGAUCUUCAACCAGUCCAGCCCCUACGUCCCGACCGCAAGCUCCAACACUGUUACGGCUGGAUUCAAGUUACCCUUCAAUAUCACCGUUGCCAUGCUGAACGUUAGUAACACUAUGUCAAUCGUCUACAAGGGCAAGGUUCUUGGCGAUAUCGACACUGCUGUUUGGAACCAGGCCAAAUCCGAUGUCCCCAACGGUCUUAUUGUGUUCAGCUUGCCAUCUUCUCCUCUUGUUGUCAAGGAGGACGCCAAGGAGGAGUUCAACCAGUUCGUGUCCGAUCUUACUAUUAACUCGGAGCAGACCUUCCUUGUCACCGGUAUCGCCAAUGCCAUCUCGACCACGCCUGUGGGAACCGUCAAGCUCACUGGCAUCCCCUUCAACUCGAAUGUGACAAUGAAGAGCCUCAAUUUUAACGCCAUCGAUGCUGCUGUUACCAACGUGAUCGUCAGCAACGGCACCGCCGAUCACAUCACCAUGAACCAGUUCGUUGCCCUUCCUAACCCUUCGUCUCUGAGUGUCACUGGCGGCAGCGUUACUUUGACCGUCUACGACAAGACUACGGAUCAGUAUCUCGGAGAACUCUUCAUCCCCACCUUGAAGGUUGUUCCCGGCCCCAAUCCCACUGCCACUCAAUUCUUAUUCCAUCCCAAGAAUGAGACCCUCCGUGAUCAAUUCCUGAGCGAGUAUCUUACAGGCGCUAUAUUCCCGCUCAAGGUCGCUGGUUCAAAGGACUCGACUGAGAUUGUCGAGCUGCAGACCGCUAUGUCCCACGUCACCAUCUCGUCCUCGGCCCCUGGUCUCACACCCCCACCCAGACUAGUUACCUCCGGAACUGCUGUCUCAAAUUUGAACACAUUGCUGGGCAACCGCCAGACGACGACCAUAGUCAGUAUGAUCAAUCCCUUGGCCGCAGACCUGUACGUCAGUGGCCAGACAACCCAGAUCUCAUGGAAGGGCAACUUUUUUGGCACCAUCACAGCCAAGUAUGAACAGAUUGUCCCCAGCAACGGUGCCGCCUCGACACCCCCUCUGAUCCUGCAGCAUCCCUCUGGAUUCCAGUUUGGUCUCUUCUUAACCACGCAAUUUGUGCCCACGUACCCAUUGAUUGCUCUCGGCGGCGAAAUGGUUCCAUUUGACCUCGAUGUGAUGAUGGAUGUUCGUGUCGGUGGACCCAACGGCUACCCUGCAACCAUCCACUAUGUGCAGCAGCAGGAGAUUCUUACAAAGAUGAACAUCCUCUAA